AUCCCUUAUCAGUAGUUGACGGAAAGCGCCAUUGUUCACAUGGGACUCCACUUUUACUGUUUACUGGUCCUUACGUGGACGGUAGCGUAUGCUGCAGUGCCGUCGUAUUUGAAGAAUUUAGAUCUAGACCAUGGGUAUAAAUCGGUAUGGAAACCGUCCAAAGGUCAAAACCCUUCAGGCAUAGAGUUCGGCGAGAUCUCCCGCGGCUCGCUGCUCAAGAUCAUGGCGGAGUUCGCGCAGAACGUGGAGCAGCGGCUGCGCCCGCGCCAGCAGGGCGUGAGGUUUGACGCGCACUUCGCUAAUAACAAGUAUACUAGGCCGUACAUAUACCCGAGGUUCGGCAGGAAAUAAAAGCUUCGCUUUUUGUUUUUCCUUGGGUAGAUUUAAAUUUUGGUCCAUCUUAUUAUUUAUUCGAGAUUCGGCGACUAUUAGUCAUGAUAUAUACCUUGAACCCUACUCCUAUCCCUUAAGCCCUUAAACUUAAGCAGAAAAUUCCACACUCGCGUUUGCGGCGUCGCGCCGUGAUUCGCGCGCACAGUUUGGAGCGGGCUUUAGAUACCGUACCCGAGGUUCGGCAGGAAUAAUAUGAAUAACCUAAUACAUGAUUAUAAAAAAAAUGCUAUUUUCAUUUUUCCUC
Messenger RNA from Leguminivora glycinivorella, 637 nucleotides. RefSeq lists its product as uncharacterized. Lineage: Eukaryota; Metazoa; Arthropoda; Insecta; Lepidoptera; Tortricidae. The record is from RefSeq and is a predicted model, not a curated record. Bases 40 to 351 code for a protein of 103 amino acids. The transcript is spliced from 2 exons.